Messenger RNA from Sabethes cyaneus, 1831 nucleotides. RefSeq names its product acidic leucine-rich nuclear phosphoprotein 32 family member B-like. The transcript has 3 exons. The record is from RefSeq and is a predicted model, not a curated record. Bases 143 to 457 code for a protein of 104 amino acids. NCBI's taxonomy places the organism in Eukaryota, Metazoa, Arthropoda, Insecta, Diptera, Culicidae.
AAGCUUCGUUGCGGUUACAUCUUCGCACUCAAAGUAGAAUCAAGAAAAUUCUUUGGAACAAAGUUGUUUCCAUAAUUGUUAAAAAGUGUUAAGCUCUACAUUUUCCGCGAGUAACUACCUUAUAUACUAAACCUUAAUCAAGAUGAGUUCAGAAAACAAAAAGAGUGAAGUUGAAGUUGAAAGCGUUGCCACAACUGAAGAAAAAGCAGAGACCAAGGAAAUUAAAGGAGUGAAGCGGCCCGCUGAUGAAAAAUCCACAGAAUCCAAAAAAGUGAAGAAGGACGAAAAUGGCGCGGGCGAAGAAGAAGAAGACGUUGAGGAUGAGGGUGAGGAAGUAGAGGGUGAAGAUGAAGAAUAUGACCUUCCCUAUGGCGAAGAAGAAGAUAUAGAAGCAGAAGAUGAGGAGGAAGAGGAGGGCGAUGAGGUUGAUGGGGAAGAAGAGGAUGAGGAUGCGUAAUGAUGAGAUACUGAGUAAGAGUGAGACUAAGUAAAAUAGACAUAGGUGAUUUAUUAUUUCGAUUUGCAUUAAAUCUGCAAGUAAUAAGUAUAUACAACCAUAAACAUUGUAAAAUUUGUUUGUGUAUAUAUUUUAAAAGCAACAAAGGAAAUCCUAACAUAGACAGCAUUCACAGCUAGGAAUAAGUUUCCCAAUUAAAAUUAAAUCUUUUAUUUAUGGCUCUAGAUUGUCCUUUGUUAGCAAAGAAGCUUUAAUUCGGAAGCAGCUAAUUGAUAAGCGACUUACACUAGUGCAUCCAAAACUGCAAACCAAACACGGUGCAAGUUUAAGUUGCUAUUUUCAUUUUUCUAGCUUGCAGUCUAAUAAUAAUUGUCAAACAACUUUUGAUCAGAUCCAAUACAACAGUACCUUGUUGAUUUUAAAGCAAUCACAAACAUUAAAAUAGUUUAAAAUGAAUCAGUGAAUUAAUUAUUCAAAAUAGCAAAUCUAAUCCUCGGAAUUCGACAUUGACAUCAUUGCGUUUAAUUUAUUGUAUUGAAGAACGAAAACCAGGAAAAAAUAAAGUAAGAUUGCCGCUGUAACAUUGGCUUGAACAUCUUUCCUUAUCCGUGAUCAUUACUGUACCGAGGCAUCAUCUCUACGUUUAACUGAUUGUGUCUGAACUUCUGAACCAAGUAAUGCAGUGAUCUUGGAGCUGAUGAUUCUUGAGUGAAACGUAGUGUUGUGCCACUAUGGUGAUCUUUGUUUAUAUUUUGUAUAACAUGAUUUAGAGAUUGAAUCACUUUGUAAAAUAAUUCUAGGUUUGUAUUUAAUUUAUGACGUCUGAUGGCUUAGAGUUGUUAGAAUAUAACAGCUUCUUAAAUAUUUGCUAGAUCCAGAUAAUACUUUAUUUUGAUCCACUAGUAUGAAACUAUAUGAUUUAGUACUCGGGUAUCUCUAACUUUGCGGUAUAAAUGCGUUUAAAAGUUACUUUUUAAUUCAUAAACUUAUUAUCUAUAUUCUGCAAAGAGUAAGAUGCCUGUCUUUUUGAAGACGGACUUAAUGUCCUGAGUUAAAUAGUAACUUUUAGAAGUUCGAAUCUUAGUAGUUAAAUUGAUAUGUAGACAAGAACGACCUACGAUUACUACUGAUAUAUGAACUAUUUGUUCCUUGUGAUUUCAUUGCAAUCAUAUUAAGUACAUAAUUCCGAUUAAAAGUUUCAGUUAGAUACAGCAUCCAACAAUUUUUGUAUGAAUCAUUUCAACAACUCACAUAAAAAAAUAUUAAGUAAAACAUAAGAACCACUAAGUCACAUCCAUCUGAUUUACCAGCUGAACCGUUAUAACAAAAGUGAACAGUAUUCAGCACGAACUCGUAUACCAGAAAAAUAAACAA